Molecule: messenger RNA, 1327 nt
Organism: Condylura cristata (star-nosed mole)
Lineage: Eukaryota; Metazoa; Chordata; Mammalia; Eulipotyphla; Talpidae
Gene: POLE4
Product: polymerase (DNA-directed), epsilon 4, accessory subunit
Exons: 4
Coding region: 25-384 (119 amino acids)
Cellular component (GO): epsilon DNA polymerase complex; nucleus
Molecular function (GO): protein heterodimerization activity
Source: RefSeq, a predicted model, not a curated record
GCGCGCGACUCGCUCGGGGCCGGGAUGGCGGCGGUGGUGGCGGCGACGACUGGAACCGGGACGCCCCGGGAAGAGGAGGGGUCUGGUGGGGAGGCAGCGACCCCGCAGCCCCAAGCCCCGACUAAUGCGCCCGGGGCUCGUCUCUCGAGGCUGCCUCUAGCGCGAGUGAAGGCCUUAGUGAAGGCGGACCCCGACGUGACGCUCGCGGGACAGGAAGCCAUCUUCAUUCUGGCGCGAGCCGCGGAACUGUUCGUAGAGACCAUUGCCAAAGAUGCCUACUGCUGUGCUCAACAAGGAAAGAGGAAAACGCUCCAGAGGAGAGAUUUGGAUAAUGCAAUAGAAGCUGUGGAUGAAUUUGCUUUUCUGGAAGGUACUUUGGAUUGAUUUCCGAGCUGGGCAGUUCUGUGACUCUUCACCUGCGUCCUUCCGUUAGUCCCUGUCCUGCAGGCCUCAGCUUUGAAGACAGUCUGGAUUCUUUUCUUUACACACUUUCCUGUUGUACCUUCAUCUAGCUGGGAUAAGCACAGCUCUCAUUUGUUAGCUUUUUUCUACAAGGUCUUCCACUACUUGUGUCUUCCAUUUCAAGCCUGGUUGCAAGCUGCUGCUGCUUGGGGCAGAGAUAAAAAAAUGUUUUGUGUAGGUUGAUGAUAAUAAAUGAUGAUGAGGAGGACCAGAAUAAAGGUCUGUGAUCAACUGCAGCCUAGUGUGUUUUAUAACUUUGCCUUUGUCUUUGCUUGUAUGACUGGAGAGUUACCAGACCUAGUCACAGGCCUUCCUGAGUUUUCCUGUCAGCCAUUCCAAACCUCAGUCUUCUCAUUUAUUUGAUUUUUAUUUUCCCAGCAUGUUAUCAGAAUGUGGCUCCAGAAUUUAUUGGAUACCACUUAUGGUCUUAAGUUUAAGUAAAUUGUGAUAAUAAAUUUAGAACUAACUAAAUAUUUUAGCAACUUUAUUGCAAUAUUAUUUACAUGCCUUACAAUUUUUCCAUUUUAAAGUGAGUGCAUUUCAAUAGUUUUUAGUAAAUAUACUAAUAUUGCAGCUAUCAAUUUUAGAACAUUUCAUAUGAUUGGAAUCAUAAUACAUGGUGUUUUGUGUCUGGCUUCUGUCAUGCAGGUAAUGUUUUCAAGUUUUAUGUUACAGCAUGUGUUAGUACCCUUUAUUUUUAGAUUGUGAUAAAAUAUAUAUAACAAAAAUUGCUGUUUUAACUAUUUUUAAGUGGAUUGUUGUACUUUUGCAAUGUUGUACAAUCAUCACCAUCAUUCAUCUCCAGAACAGUUUUCAUUUCACCAUACUGGAAUUUUGUACUAUUAAACAACAACUCCUCAUUGUU